AAGAAAGAGAAGGAUAGGAAUGGAAGAGGGAGAUAGAGAGAGAAAGAAGGAGAGAAAGAGGAAAGAAAACGAGAAAGAGAGUGAGAGACAAAGAGAGAAAAGAGAGAGAGAGAGAGAGAGAAAUGGAAUUUCUCUAUUUCACAUGUCCUCACUUUCUUCAUUACAGAUUAAUAAACCUAUUGAUGGUUGGAACAACUCCUUUAAUGAUUGCCUCUCAAGUGGGCGCCGAUAGAAGAAUCAUCGACAUUUUGAUAAAAGCUGGUCCGGAGUUAGAAGCGAAAGACUUCGGGGGUCAGACAGCUUUGCAUUGGGCUGUGUAUGGGGAUCAACCUCAUGCAGUGGAGAUCUUACUAUCUCGGGGUUGUGACGUUAAUCCUCGAGAUGAAGAUGGUCGAACACCGCUGUACUUGGCCUGUUGGUGGGGAUACUUGCACAUUGUCGACAUUUUGUUGGGUCACAAUGGCAUCGAUGCCAAUGUGGUUGACAACGAUGGAGACACUCCACUGCAUUUGGCAGUUCAGCGUACUUUCAGUUGCAAGUAUAAAGUGGUGUCUGUGAUGCUGAAGCAGGGUUCUGUUCAGUUGGAUAUUCAAAACAAUCAGAAAAGGACACCAUUGCUUGAAGCCGUUUCCCAGGGUCACCUCGGAAUGACACACAAGCUUAUAGCCCUGGGUGCAAACAUAAAUGCUGUUGAUGGUGAAGGUAACAGCUGUUUGCACCUGGCCGUGGAAAGAGAAGUGUUUGAUUCCGAGGAUGCACCCUUGGAUUUACUAAACGAAUGCUGCACUUCCCUUAACCUGAAAAUAGAAGAAAGGCUCUCUGGUAUAGUGGUUGCGAGAUAUCUCGCCAGCCAGGGAGCGGACUUUCACCAUAAAAACAACAAAAAUAACACACCAUUGGACCUCAUUAAGGACCCAAAUUUGAGAAAAAAAUUAGAAGCAUUUUUACCACCACAGUAAGUAUUUCCUGGCAAUGGAACAGAUAAACCAGUACAUUUUCUAUUUUGUAUAUAAUCAUAUUUAUAUGUUUAUUUCGUUUUAAUUCUACCCAUACAUUAUACUGUCGCUAGUGUUUUUGUCAAAGGCCACACAAUAAACAAUAUGCAGUUCUCAGGAGAUCAAAG
Messenger RNA from Octopus sinensis (East Asian common octopus), 1123 nucleotides. Its product is annotated as E3 ubiquitin-protein ligase MIB2-like. Gene Ontology annotation, molecular function: protein binding; transcription cis-regulatory region binding. The record is from RefSeq and is a predicted model, not a curated record. Gene Ontology annotation, cellular component: nucleus. Bases 123 to 959 code for a protein of 278 amino acids. NCBI's taxonomy places the organism in Eukaryota, Metazoa, Mollusca, Cephalopoda, Octopoda, Octopodidae. Gene Ontology annotation, biological process: positive regulation of transcription by RNA polymerase II. The transcript has 6 exons.